This is a messenger RNA of Onychostoma macrolepis, 3664 nucleotides long. RefSeq names its product Rap guanine nucleotide exchange factor (GEF) 3 (gene rapgef3). The record is from RefSeq and is a predicted model, not a curated record. Gene Ontology annotation, cellular component: plasma membrane. The transcript has 28 exons. NCBI's taxonomy places the organism in Eukaryota, Metazoa, Chordata, Actinopteri, Cypriniformes, Cyprinidae. Gene Ontology annotation, molecular function: guanyl-nucleotide exchange factor activity. Gene Ontology annotation, biological process: positive regulation of GTPase activity; Ras protein signal transduction. Bases 151 to 2826 code for a protein of 891 amino acids.
ACACAUAAACAUACAGGAAUACACCUUCACAUAUUCAGACAAGCAGUCAGGCACACAGCUAAAAGGAGAAAUUGUGGAUUUUCUUACUUUCAUUCGUAUCGCUGGGCCUUAGGCUUUAUAUCAUUAUAGCUGCUGUGGAGCGCGACGUACAUGGAGGAUAUACAUGCCAGAAUGCUUUCGUUCUUUAAACAGAUCUUGUCUGCUAAGAAGAAAAACAGAUUCGAGGCUCCAGCAAUCAUGUGCUCAGAAGACACACUCCUCCGGUCGUCUCUGCGCUCGUCCCUUGAAAAGACACCUCUGCCAGAAGCCGUGGAUACACAAGACACCAUCAAACAGUUUUUAUCCGAUCGGAUCCUGAAGGCUGCGCGGGUGGUUUACAGCACUCUGAUGGAGCGUAACCCAGGCCUGAUAAGAGACAGAAAACACCAUCUUAAGACUUACAGACAGUGCUGCAGUGGGAAGGAACUUGUGGAUUGGCUAAUGAAACUCAAUGAUUGCUUCCAGUCCCGGAGUCAGGCAGUCGGAAUGUGGCAAGUUUUGGUGGAUGAAGGCAUUCUGAGUCAUGUGAAACAGGAGUUAAACUUCCAUGACAAAGACGCACAGUUUUACCGCUUCAUGGAGGCAGAGUUUGACCUCAAUCACACAACUAACGACAAAGACUCCAAAGAUGAAGAACUCCAAGAGAGUUUAUCGCUCCUGAUCCAGAUGGGUCCAGAUGCUCUUCUGACUAUGAUACUGCGUAAAUGCCCAAGCCAGAGAACUCCAGAGGACCUGGAAGUUAUUUAUGAAGAACUUCUGCACGUCAAAGCUGUGGCCCACUUGUCUACAUCUGUUCGGAAGGAGCUGGCAGCAGUGCUGGUUUUUGAAAGCCAUGCCAAGGCGGGAACAGUCUUAUUCAGUCAGGGGGACAAAGGGACUUCCUGGUACAUCAUCUGGAGAGGCUCUGUUAAUGUCAUCACACACGGCAAGGGCUUGGUGACCACGCUUCAUGAGGGAGAAGACUUUGGGCAGCUGGCCUUGGUGAACGACGCCCCUCGUUCUGCCACCAUCAUCCUGAGAGAGGACAACUGCCACUUCCUGCGGGUGGACAAGCAGGACUUCAUACAUAUCCUGAAGGAUGUCGAGGCCAACACCGUCCGCCUGGAGGAACACGGUAAAGUCGUUCUGGUUCUUGAGAAGACCUCAGCGCAGGAGUCCGCCUAUCAGGGAGGAUCAGCGAGCAGCAACAAGUACACAGUAAUGUCAGGAACACCAGAGAAGAUCCUGGAACACAUGCUGGAGACGAUUAAACUGGAAAGCAAUGGCACUGAUUUUAUAGAUCCCAGUGUGACCGACUUCCUCUUAACACAUCCAGUCUUCAUGCCCUACAGCCAGCUCUGUGCAGCCCUCCAGCAUCACUACCAAGCGGAGCCAUCAGAAGGUACAGACCUGGAGAAGGCAGCGUAUGCUCUUAACACCAAGCAGAAGGUUGUGAAACUGGUGGCUCACUGGGUAGCUCUGUACGGUCUGCUACUGAGGGACAAUCCUGCGUCCUCUGAAUUCCUGGAGAAAUUCAGGGAAGGGGUGAUGGCUGACUCGAGACUUUCCAGCAUGCUCAAAGAACAGCUGAGGGACAGAAGAAAGACAAAAAUAACCGAGAAUGGAUCUCACACUCUGACGAAGUUGAACCAAAAGUUUGAUUGGUUUUCUGCUCACGAAGAGCCGGUGGGGAAAUUAUGGUCGAUUAAAGCUCAAGAUAAAGUCUUGUAUGAGAUCUUUAAACCAGAUCAUAAGGCUGUCACCGUGAUGCUGCCAGUCGAUGCUUCAGUGAACGACAUCUUGACUACAUUAGUGGAUCCUGAGAGAGACUAUGUGCUGGUCAAGAUGAAUUCCUCAGGAGACAGAGUCCAGCUCAAGUUGGAGACCACGGCGGUCUCUGCCUCUUUAGGAGUGAAUGAGAAGCUUUUCUUCUGCUCUGCCAGCCAAGUGGAACAACUGACACCAUUGAAAGAGCAGCUGGGGCCAGAGAAGAGCACCAUGGACACUCUAGAGCAGAUGUGCUCCAAGGACAUGGCCAGCCAGCACACCAGCUAUGACUGGGAGCUCUUCAUGGCCAUGCAUGAGGUGGAGUUGGUCUACUACGUUUUCGGACGGGAAAAGUUCCCUGGAGCCACGACGGCUAACCUCGAGCGGUUUGUGCGUCGCUUCAACGAGGUUCAGUACUGGGUGGUGACGGAGCUGUGUCUCUGUGAGGACCUGGUCAAGAGAGCCAUACUACUCAAGAAGUUCAUCAAGAUGGCCGUUGUUUUAAAAGAGCAGAAGAACCUGAACUCGUUUUUCGCAGUGAUGUUUGGGCUCAGUAACAGCGCUGUACAGAGGCUCAAUAAAACAUGGGAGAGACUUCCAAACAAAACCAAGAGGAUCUACUGUGCAUAUGAAAGACUGAUGGAUCCAUCCCGUAACCACAGGGCCUACAGACUGACUGUAGCCAAACUCAGCCCUCCAUACAUUCCCUUCAUGCCUCUACUGCUUAAAGAUAUGACAUUUAUCCAUGAGGGAAACAAGAACUACACUGAUAAACUGGUCAACUUUGAGAAAAUGCGCAUGAUUGCCAGAACAGUGAAGACGGUUCGAGAGUGUCGAAGUCAGCCUUACGUGCCUUCAUCUCCACAGAAAGGCUUGACGGAGAGAAUGUUCUUGGAUGCCCAAGCUAUCCGACUAUCAACAUAUUCAGACCAGUCCCUGACCCUGCGCAAUGCAGCCAACAUAAGACAGUACAUCCAGAACCUCAAAGUGAUCGACAAUCAGAAGAAACUAACUCAGCUCUCCAGAACCAUAGAGCGCUGAGUCGCCGCAAGAAGACUGCCUUUCUUUAGCCCGUCCUGCUCCAUAUUGGAGAACAAAAGUGACUGAUGGAAUCCAUGAUCACCCUAUGUGUGGUUAAUUGGUGUAAAUUCUCACAAACGUCGUCAGUCAGUGCUGCGUGGACUGUGCGAAGCCGAGCAUUGGCUGGGAAAACGCUGACAAGUGACAAUUUCCUUUUGAUGCCUUAUCAGAAGUGUUCUGAUCUGACUGCUGUGACUAUUAUGUGCCGUAUCUGACACACUACACCAUGAGCAAAGAAUUUCACUUUAGGCAUUAACUGUUAUUUAUAAAAAAUGUACACCAUGGCAAUGUUGAUUCUGAUUACAGUUUUGUAUCUCUUCGCCACAUUGUUACUGAACUAGCAACGCUGGCUUGGGCUGCUUUUAGAAGCAUGAUGUUGUGUAAAGAAGUCAUUUUAGAGACAAAAACCUGCACAAUUUCUCUGCAAAUAAACAUUAUAUAGACAUUUUGACUGACAGUUGAGUCUGGACCAUUGAGUUAUUGAAAAUGAAUGCACAUAGAUGCAGUGAUUUUCAAUAAAUCUAUGGUCUGUUAGCACUUAUUCCUUAUUUAACAGUAUUGUGGCCUGUUUUGAAUAUUAAGCUUUAAAUUGCAUUGUGAGCACGCACUGGAGAACAACAGAUUGUACAGAUUAUUACUAGCUGCUGUAUAUAAAAGCUGAAUACCACUAAGCUAAACCAGUACUAUGAAAAGAGCACAGUUUUGUAGAAAUUAUAUAUAUAUAUAUAAAAGUAUAUAUCUUAUGCAUUUUUUCUUAAUGAAGUGUGUUUAUUUUUAUAUAAAUAAAUUAUUGAACAUU